AUGGAGGAGGAGAGCUCCUUUCAUGCGCUCCUCGUGUGUCCGAAGGCGGUUGCUUUGCGUAUGGCCUUAAGGGACAUUUGGGUUUUACCUGCGGAGGAGGAUUUGUCAUAUACAGGGAAAGAUUGGUUUCUUGUGCUCCUAAAUCAACUAAGCCCUACUAUGCGUGAUCAGAUUAUAUUAGUUUUCUGGAGAGUUUGGCAUAUGAGAAAUGAUUUGAUAUUUGGUAAAGGGAAGGAAUCUAUUGCAGCUUCAAUUAGCUUUGUGGAUCAUUACUGGACAUCUUUUCGAUCAUGUCUUCACCGUCACCCAACCACCACGACCAUCGCCCCGCUCCUGCCCGCGCCGGGCUCCUUCGUCGCGCUCGCCCCCGCCAUCCUCACCCCGGAGGAGGUGUCCAGGGCGCUGCGGGACUUAACCCAGGCGGUUCAGGAGAUCCACAUGUUCUUAGCCGGGUCCUACGGGCCGCACCUAGCUGCGCCGCCCAUUGCUGCCACCGCGCUGCCAUGGCAGCCGCCGCACCAGGCGGCCUCCGCCACGCUCGUCGGGCCGCUGCAGCUGCCACUGCAGCCUGAUGCUCGAAGCCGCGCUCGGCCGCCUCUCCCCCGCGGUCUCGCUCCUCGAGAUCCGCGUCCCCAAGGAGCGCCGCGCCGACACCGCCCGCGGCAACUCGCUGCUCCGCGUCGGCACCGCCCGCGCCAACUCGCUGCUCCGCGCCGCCGCGCGGCUCGAGCCGGAGGAGCUCGUCUUCGACCUCCCCUCCGAUCUGGUCACCGGCUCCCUCGUCGUCGACCUGCCUUGCUUGCCCCGCGCCACCUCCAUCGCGCUGCGAAUCUUCCUCUCAUCCUCCGCGUGCCCGACGGCGCCGAGUUCCCGGCGCUGGAGGCGCUGUCCCUGUCCUGCGGCAUCGCGCACGCCCACCUCGACGCCCUGCUCCGCCACUGCCCGCGCCUGCGCACGCUCCGGCUCGGCGGCUUCUUGUUUGACCAAGGCGACCUGAGGGUCAACUCGGCGUCGCUGCAGGAGCUGGCCGUGGACCGCGAGAGCGGGCUGACACACCGCGUCGACAUCGUCGCCCCCGCGCUCAAGCAAUUGUCCGUGUCCUUGAUAGCCACAGAGGUCAGCAUCUCCGUCUUGGCUCCAAUGGUGGAGAAGGUCUCGUGGCACUGCUGCUACAGGGCGGGGUCUGUUACCUUUGGUCUUUGGGAGCUUGAGCAGGUCUCUCUAGAGACCUCAGAGAGCCAAGGACAGCUCCCUUCGCUGCAGAUUCAUGCCUCCAUAUUCCGGUCAAAUUUCCCCGGCGAGGCGAUCAGCUUCACGCAAGAGAUAGUGAAGUAUAUGGUUGUUGCCUUCUCCGCUCUGGAGCUUCAUCUCGAAACAAUCGGGCAUGUUUUUGGAGCAAUUGUGUUUCUUCUCCUUGGAAUGAAUCGGAUUCGUCCAGGUGUGCGGAGGCUUAAGCUCGUCCUAUGGAGAACACCGGUGAGAGAAAGAUGCCUACCGAAUUGUCCAUGUCAGCCCAUGGACUGGAGAUCCCAAACUGUCUCCUUUACUCAUCUCCAAGAAGUGGAGAUCACUGGCUUUGAAGGGGCGGGUCAUGAGUUUGAUUUCUUAAAAUUGAUGCUCGGAUGUUCUCCGGCACUUAAAAAAAUGACUUUGAAGCUGUCACGUGAUGUGUGGUCAAGGGAACAUAGACGCACAAUAAUAAACGACAUCUUCAAGGCGUAUCCUUCCGUGCAAUGCUAUGUUUAUCUUUGCUCUGGGUUCAUGCAUGGCUACCAAAAUUAUGACUGACAUGAUCCUCAUCCAUACCUCUGCAAAUUCUUUGGUUCACAUCUGGAGUACUUUUGCUUGGUUGCUUUAACCGAUUAACUUAAGUGAAUUGUGUAGUGCUUGCCAUGCCAAUCAAUCAUGGAUGUGAUAUAUUAUAUUUGGCCAACCUUUCUCAAUACUCAUGUGCUCCUACUGAUUCUGCUAAGCAGCGGUUCUAAAUGUCGACACCAUGUGUUUCUUCAACAAAACUAGAUAAAUCUGCAGAGGAUGUUCAAUUUACUUCCAUCACUUCGACAGUUGAAUAUAACUAAGAGUGCGUGCUGCUCAGCUUACUGGUGCAGCAAACCAGGCAAAUUACUGGAACCAAAUGGUGUUAUAAGGAGUUGGCCAUCGUCGGAAAUGAUGAUCUUGUCAAUGUACAACAUGAAUCCACUAUCUGGAGGAUGAAAAUCUUGUCCACAAA
Molecule: messenger RNA, 2230 nt
Organism: Triticum aestivum (bread wheat)
Lineage: Eukaryota; Viridiplantae; Streptophyta; Magnoliopsida; Poales; Poaceae
Exons: 5
Coding region: 1-1788 (595 amino acids)
Source: RefSeq, a predicted model, not a curated record